CGCAUCAAUGACGGUAGCACCUGCUUGCAGAAUAUCAGCCAUGAACUAUUUCGCCGUGCUGGCCACGCUCGCCGUCCUGUCGUCGGCCGACGGCAGGCGCCUCUUCAAGCGGCCGCAGCUGUUCCGUCCAGUGUUCGUCGGCGGCGACGCCUCCGGCCAGGCCGACGGCUCCGUCACCUCCGGCAUCUCUGAGACGGCGUUCGGACGAGACCAGAUCGACUCGGCCGUCUCCAGCGUUCGCGGCCAGGCCAACGGUCUGGGCAGCAGCAGCACCAACACGGCCAACGCCGACACGCGCCGCUCUGAGAGCGUGCUGGGCGUGCAGCGGACCUCCGACACGAACGCCGUCUCGGUGCAGGACAGCAACGGCGCCGUGCUGCUGCCGGUCGGCGGUCUGUUCCAGCGGCCGUCGCUGUUCAAGCCGGCGCUGCUGCUCGGCGGCGCGGCGUCCGGCUCCGCCGACGGCUCGGUGACGACCGGCACGUCCGAAGGCGUCAACGGCUUCACCCGCGUCACGUCCGUCACGUCCAACGCCGACGGCAGCGUGCACGGCAGUGGCAGCAGCGUGAGCGUGGCUAACGCCAGCAACCAGCGCACGGAGACGGUCGAUGGCGUCUCUGAGACGUCCGACACGGGCGCUGUCUCGUUGCAGAACACCGGACGCUGA
Pollicipes pollicipes is the source of this 667-nucleotide messenger RNA. RefSeq lists its product as uncharacterized. Lineage: Eukaryota; Metazoa; Arthropoda; Thecostraca; Pollicipedomorpha; Pollicipedidae. The coding region runs from base 8 to 667 and encodes 219 amino acids. The transcript has 2 exons. The record is from RefSeq and is a predicted model, not a curated record.